AUGAGAGUUUUAUCGAACUCUUUGUAUAUAAAUUUACUCUUUACACCAUUGAAGGGUUUCAUCAUUCAUGAGAGAGUGGGGGACAUGAUAUCAUCGAGGACAAAAACAGCUUGUUUUUUGACCCAUCAGCAGUAAAUCCACCGCCCUUUCUUUAAAUUUUAGUAAUACCCAAUUCAUAAUUCGAGUGGAAAAAUCAAAAACCCAAGAUUCUUGAAAAUCAUAGAGUGAGACAAACGGCAACAGGGGUUAAGUAAACGAUAAAAAAGCAAGUUUCUUAUAGGGAAGAACACACGGUUGCCAUUGGAAGACUGCAAAUCCGACGAAGUUUUAAUAAUUUAUAUCGAAAUUCUGAUUUGAUGUGGUGAAUUGAAUAUUAAAGAAUCAAGUCAGGAGGAAGAUCGGCUGAACUUUAGGUUUUUUUAUCAGUUUGAUUUGAUGAUCUCAAGAAUUUCAUCGUCUUCAACUUUUCGUUGAUCGUUUCGAAGAAGUUCCCAAUUUCAAGAACAGAGAUUUACUUACCAGGUUUCUUGUUCUUGAGUUGUAAAUAGUGAAUCAGAUUGAUGUACAAUGCAGAGGUCACGUAAAGCUCUUCUUUCAAGAAGAGCUUUGGGAAAAUCUACUUUUGGGAAAAAUAACUUUUAUAAGGUUUCAUUGUCUCUUGCUGUCUUUCUUUGGGGGCUUUUGUUCCUGUUAAAUUUAUGGAUCGGCCAUGGUGAUGGUUAUAGAGAUAAUCCUGAAGAUCUUCCAAAUGAUUUAACAACAUGGGAUGAAUUCAAUCAAGAGUCCAAUAACACAUCUUAUUGUUCAUUAUCAUCAAACGAAUGUCAAUCCACAGGUCUAGAUUCAGAAACCCUAAUUGAAAGUGAUCAAAAGGAAGAAAUUAUAAGUCAAGAUCCUGAAUUUGACCAAAAAGAAUCAAACCCUUUACCAAAAAACCCUUCUAAACCUGAAAAAACAAGAUCAGUCCCUUUAGGACUCGAUGAAUUCAAGAACAAAGCUUUCAACACAAAAACUCGCCCUUCAAAUGGAAAUUCAGUAAGCAUAAUCCACAGAUUAGAACCAGGUGGAGCAGAUUACAACUACGCAUCUGCUUCAAAAGGUGCAAAAGUUUUAUCAAGUAAUAAAGAAGCAAAAGGGGCAUCUGGAAUUUUAACAAUAGAUAAAGAUAAGUACCUUAGAAACCCAUGUUCAAGUGAAGAGAAAUUUGUAGUUCUUGAACUUUCUGAAGAAACCCUAGUUGACACAAUCAAGAUUGCUAAUUUUGAACACCAUUCAUCGAAUCUUAAAGAGUUUGAGAUUCUUGGGAGUUUGGUUUACCCUACUGAAACAUGGGUAAAGCUUGGAAAUUUCACAGCUGGAAAUGUGAAACAUGAACAAAGAUUCUUUCUUAAAGAGCCAAAAUGGGUUAGAUAUAUAAAGUUGAAUCUUUUAAGUCAUUAUGGAACUGGGUUUUAUUGUACUUUGAGUUUUGUUCAAGUUUAUGGAGUUGAUGCUGUUGAAAUGAUGCUUGAGGAUUUGGUUAAUGUUCAAGAUAAUAAAAAGUUUGUGAAUAAAGAAGUUGAAAGUGAUUUAAAAAGGGAGGAUAAAGAUAAUGAUAAGGAUAAUGAUUUGUUUGAUGGAAAUAGAAUGGAAGAUGAGGAGUUUUUAGAGGAGGGUAAAAAUGGAAUUCGGGCAGUUAAGACAGUUGAUGUGCCUGACCCUCUUGCGGAAGUAAGGCAACAACAAGCGGGCAGGCUGCCCGGGGAUAGUGUGAUCAAGAUUUUGAUGCAAAAAGUUCGGCUUUUGGACAUAAAUUUAUCGGUUUUGGAGAGAUAUCUUGAUGAAUUGAACAAUAAAUAUGGACAUAUUUUUAAAGAAAUUGAUGAGGAAAUUGGAGAGAGAGAUGUGAUUAUGGAGGGAAUAAGAACAGAUUUGAAGAGUUUUCAUGAGAGCAAGGAGGCCUUGAGUAAACAGGUUGAUGAUUUAGUUUCAUGGAAAACACUCGUAUCUCUUCAACUGGAUGACAUCACAAAGACCAAUGCUUUCCUCAGGGCUGAGGUGGCAAAGGUGAGGGAGAAUCAAGUACAUAUGGAGAAUAAAGGGAUUGUUAUAUUUCUUGUUGCCUUAACAUUUGGAAUAUUAGCAAUUUCCAGAUUAUUUCUGGAUAAAAUUUUGUUUGCUUUUUAUAGUAAAAAUAGGUCAGAAGAGAGUAGUAGUAAGAUGGCGGAUCGAUCUUGGAUUUACAUGCUUACAAGUUGUACGAUUAUCAUCGUUAUACUCUCCUUAUAAUCAUUUUCUUAUGUUUGUUUUUGUUUAUCUCU
Molecule: messenger RNA, 2300 nt
Organism: Lactuca virosa
Lineage: Eukaryota; Viridiplantae; Streptophyta; Magnoliopsida; Asterales; Asteraceae
Source: the annotation of a GenBank genome assembly